Messenger RNA from Cladophialophora yegresii CBS 114405, 408 nucleotides. RefSeq lists its product as uncharacterized. Lineage: Eukaryota; Fungi; Ascomycota; Eurotiomycetes; Chaetothyriales; Herpotrichiellaceae. The record is from RefSeq and is a predicted model, not a curated record. The coding region runs from base 1 to 408 and encodes 135 amino acids. The transcript has a single exon.
AUGAACAACCCCCUGUACGGCGUCCUCUGCGACAGCAUCGCCAACCAGUUCCUCAUCGAGCGGUGCGGCUACGCCAUGAACAAGUCGCCCCACAGCGCCAUCAUCGCAAACACCUACUUUGACUACUUCGGCAGCGUCGAGUACCCGGGCAUGGUGGACGUCGGGCUGCGCGUCGCCCGCCUGGGCACCUCGAGCGUGGUGUAUGAGGUCGGGGUGUUCAAGCGGGGCGAUGACGCCGUCAAGGCUGUGGGCGGGAGUAUGCAUGUGUGGGUGGUCAACGAGGGGGGCGUGCUGGGGAGGCCGGCCAAGGAGGGUAUUCCUGAGCGGGUGCGGCGCGAGUAUGAGACGUUGAUGGAGGGGGAGGAGCAAGAAAAGCAGACGGGGAAAAGGGAGGGAGCAAAGCUGUAA